AUGGGACUCCAGGGUGGCCGGCCACAGUGGGACCCCAGGAGGGCUCAGGCCCCUCGCAGCAGGGCGGAGCAGUGGACCGGGUCUGGUCCGCAGGGGUCGGCUGCCUCUUCGCCAGAGACUGUCACAACUGCCCAGGCAGCUGGGCAGCUGCUCACACCGGCUCCCCCACCCCUAGUCCUCCUGGCCGACAAGGAGGGCGGGCGACCACCAGACGAGGUGGUGGGUGAGGUGGUGCCCGGGUACCGAGCCAGGGCGCGGGGAGGGGCAGCUGGGGUUCACUGUGGACUGGGUCUCUCUGCAGACCCCAGCCUGCCCCGCGUGCAGGUGAUGAGGCUGACGCUGCUGUCCGAGCAGGCCCCAGGGCCUGUGACCAUGGACCUCACAGGGGACCUGGCGGUGCUGAAGGACCAGGUGUUUGUUCUCAAGGAGGGUGCAGAUUACAGAGUGAGGAUCACCUUCAAGGUCCACAAGGAGAUCGUGAGCGGCCUCAAGUGUCUGCACCACACCUACCGCCGGGGCCUGUGCGUGGACAAGGCCACCUACAUGGUGGGCAGCUACGGCCCCAGCGCCCAGGAGUACGAGUUUGUGACUCCGGUGGAGGAGGCGCCGCGGGGUGUGCUGGCGCGUGGCCACUAUGCCGUCACGUCCGUCUUCACCGACGACGACAGGACGGAUCAUCUGUCCUGGGAGUGGGGCCUCCACAUCAGCCGUGACUGGCAGGGCUGGACCCGCCCCCGCCCCCGC
Messenger RNA from Tupaia belangeri chinensis (Chinese tree shrew), 744 nucleotides. It is a transcript of the gene ARHGDIG, whose product is annotated as Rho GDP dissociation inhibitor gamma. Gene Ontology annotation, molecular function: Rho GDP-dissociation inhibitor activity; protein binding. The annotation marks the transcript as partial. Lineage: Eukaryota; Metazoa; Chordata; Mammalia; Scandentia; Tupaiidae. The record is from RefSeq and is a predicted model, not a curated record. Gene Ontology annotation, biological process: Rho protein signal transduction. The transcript is spliced from 6 exons. Gene Ontology annotation, cellular component: membrane; cytosol; cytoplasm.